GCCAAAGAUCAGCUUCUCCAGGCUGGGCAGGGAGGUGGGUUUUAAUAGCAACUCCGGGUAGCCGCCGCCGCCGCCAGGGAUCCAAAUUGUGACGACGGUGCCUGAGCUGGGCAAGGGGAGGGCGAGAAAGCGGAGACGGGGAGGCGCAGGCGGCUGGCCAGAAAUCCCCCGCCUCUCGCCACGAAGGGGCUCCCGGUGAAGCGGGAGAUGUGAAAAAAGGACGCGGGCGGCAACCUCCCGAGCAGCCCGACGCGCCUGAGCCGUCCCUCCUCCGCCCUCGCCAUGGCCGCGCCCGGGCGCCGCAAGAUGAGCACCGUGGUGGAGCUGCCGCCGCUGCAGCCGCAGCCGCCGCCGCUGGAUUCGAUGGAAGAGGGCGCCACCUCGGCCAGCUCCUCGCACGCCCGCAGCGUCAGCACCAGCAGCACCAUCACCCACGGCUCGACGGAAGGGGAGUCGCACUUCUCGGUGUCGACCAUCCUCGGCCUGCGGGGCAUCAGCUCCACCUCCACCCUCAACGUCCCGGAUGCCAACGCCACGCCGGACAAGCCCAAAGGGGAGAAGGCUCGCUCCCUCCUCAAGAUGUUGAUGAGAAAUCAGAAGGUAAAUGAAGAGGCAGCGCUUCACAUGCCUAGUGACAUCCAUAAUUUAAUUCCUUGUGGUGAUGUGGCAGGCUUGCUGGCAAUUAAUGUGAAACAGUGCAAAGAUUUUACCUCCAAAUUCAAUGUUAAACGUGACACCUAUUAUUGAUUCGUAUUAGUAUUGAUAAAAUUAUGAAAUGCACAAAUCCCCAAUUGUACAGACCACAGUUCAGGUCCAGAAAGUUGAGUAGUCAUCUAUUUCGGAGAUGUGAGAUACUUUU
Thamnophis elegans (Western terrestrial garter snake) is the source of this 859-nucleotide messenger RNA. Its product is annotated as C2 calcium-dependent domain-containing protein 6-like. The transcript is spliced from 4 exons. NCBI's taxonomy places the organism in Eukaryota, Metazoa, Chordata, Lepidosauria, Squamata, Natricidae. The record is from RefSeq and is a predicted model, not a curated record. Bases 283 to 747 code for a protein of 154 amino acids.